AUGACGGGAAGAGAGUGCAAGAAAGGGUACAAGUUUCGGGCACCCAAGCAUGCGGUCUUCAAGGAGAGCCACAAGUGGCCAGCGCCGCCGAAGAAGCUCAAGUUCAUCGAUGAGACGCGCGGGGUAGAGCUCGGCGAGACGGCGGACGGCGAUGAGCCCAUCGAAACCAACUCAUCGCGAGGUGAUGAGGAGCGAGGCGAUGAAGAGACGACAGCGACUUCGCCCGAAGCAGCGACCGUGGGAGACUCGGUCGUUUCUGAAGAGCAGCAGCUACGGCCGUCGCUCCAAGCAGCAAAGGCCGCCAGCUGGCCUCUUCCCGACGAGAGCCUUCAUGGCAGCAGCGUCGUUGAUGAGCCUUUGUUGUCUCAGCGAGGCUCACUGAGUACGCCCGGCGGCGAUCACACCAGUCAACAUGACAGCCAGCAUGGCAGUCUUCGCGAGCAUUCCAAAUCCGUCGACAUACUGCCGCCGCUGGAGCCUCUCGUGCCGCCAACGGGAGGCAUCUACACUGACCGUCCCAUCUGGCCGAUCCAAGGACGCCAGGAAGCUACACUGUUUCGUCACUACGUGGACAAGUUGGGCUUUUGGCUCGACGCGUGCGACCAGUCAAGAAGCUUUGAGACGGAGGUGCCGCAACGCGCCGGCUCAUGUCCCAUCCUGCUCAACGCCAUCUUCGCGCUGGCAGCACGGCAUCUCAGCCUGACGAGCGCGUACGACUCGCUCGCGUCAAACAGAUAUCAUGACGAGUGCCUCAACUACUUGAUCCCGCUGCUGGACCACGCGGCAACGGUGUCGGACGAGAACUUGUUCGCGGCAACAAUCAUCCUCCGCGUCCUGGAAGAAAUCGACGUAAACACAGUCGGCCAAGACACGCACGGCCAUCUCCUUGGGAUUCACGCCUUCGUCAACGCCGGCGACCGCUUCCUUAUGCCGGGCACGCUGACGGCCGCCUGCUUCUGGGCGGGCCUGCGUCAGGAGAUCUACAGCGCCGUCAUCAACCAGCAGGUCGUCCGGAUGAACUUGGGUCAUGCCAUUGUCGACCGAUCAACCACCCCGGCAGACGACUUCGUCUGGGCGAAUCGUGCCAUAGUCCACUGCGCCGACGUCCUCAAUUUCUGCUUCGGGGCCGAGGCGGGGUCGGUGCUGCGAUGGGGCCAGCUGGAAAUGGCAAACAGAGAGUGGAAGAACGCCCUGCCGCCCUCGUACACGCCCAUCUUCUACCGCGAGAGGACAGAAACGGAGGCUUUUCCCGAAGUAUGGUAUCAAAAAGCGUGUCACAUCAUCGCCGUCCAACACCACAUUCUCGCCGAAAUGUACCUCGUCUUGUUCAACCCGAGCAUCCCGCGUGUCGGGGGAACGCGCAAAGCGGCGGAAAGGCGAUUAACAGAGCAGAUCCAAGUACUAUUACGCAGUCUCUGCGGCAUUGGCAUGUGCAAUCAGGGGUCACCUCCAGCCAUGUUCACGGCAUGUAUGGGGAUAGCAAUUGCUGGUGAUCGCUUCGACGAGAGAGCCGACCAGGAGGCUCUUCUCAACAUGCUCAGCAUCACCGAAAAGGCCCACGCACGACCCACGACAGCGGUAAAAGAUCAGCUGAUGCACGCAUGGGGGUGGAUGGACGGGGAGGCGAUGAGCGAGGGGUGA
Colletotrichum chrysophilum is the source of this 1641-nucleotide messenger RNA. RefSeq lists its product as uncharacterized. Gene Ontology annotation, molecular function: DNA-binding transcription factor activity; transcription cis-regulatory region binding. Gene Ontology annotation, biological process: positive regulation of transcription by RNA polymerase II. The coding region runs from base 1 to 1641 and encodes 546 amino acids. The transcript has 4 exons. Gene Ontology annotation, cellular component: nucleus. The record is from RefSeq and is a predicted model, not a curated record. NCBI's taxonomy places the organism in Eukaryota, Fungi, Ascomycota, Sordariomycetes, Glomerellales, Glomerellaceae.